GGGCGGUCUCUAACGAUGCCAUUGCACCGCCGAACGCGGCUCCCAGCAGGAAGGCUAUAAAUACACAUGCAUCGCGGGGUAAACAAACUUGACCUCAGUGGAAUUCUUAUCGGUGUAUAUCUUUGAUGCGGAGUCGUAUAUACGGCGAUGCUGUUUUUAAGGUUAUGCCGUAUUCUAUCCCCUUUGCUGGCUCACCAUCGUCGUCGCGUUUUCGUCGUUGCGUCGUCGUUGUCGUCGUGUCGUCGUCGUCUUCUGUACUAUACCCUUAACGUAACAUAAGUGGAACGUGUGUGUGUGUGUGUGUGUGUGUGUAUGUGAGUGUGUAUGUGUGUGUGUGUAUGUGUGUGUAUGUGUCUCUACCGAUUUGAAGUUCCGAGUUAAAAAGUAAUCUAGGAGUAAACGCAGAUUUUAAUAGAAGAUCAUCUCUGCUCUGAAGCCUUAGUGACUUGCAUGAUCAUAAACGCUCUACAACUUAUCUACAAGCUAACGUGUGAUAUAAAAUGAAGUGGUCCCCGGGUGCUCUGUUUUGUGAACAAGUGGGUGAACUUACUCGGGUAUUCUCUCAGUGGAACGAGUGCGAACAAACCGUGGUACUUUAUGCUCUACUUCGUCGCAUCCCUGCUGUUCAAGCAAGAUUUCUGGCGCAGGCUGUACAACAUUCUCUUCACUCUGUUUCUGAGUUGGAUACACAAGAAUUGAAUGCUAACAAUCCAGCCUUCAUUAAUUCAUUACUCACAGAACCGACUGAAGUUGCAAUCAAUCAACUUUUAACACAUCUCCCGCUUUUAAGGCCUGGAAAUGUAGAAUGCAAACAAUGUUAUCUUAUAGCAAUACCUGAGUUAGUGAGUCAUUGUGUGACCACUGGUCAAUAUACAGAACAGACACAGCAGUUGCUAAGUUACACGUUAAUUCAUCCUGCUAUAACUAGUCAAGACAGACGCUCAUUAACCCAAUGGCUAAGGCAUCUCGAAGAACGUAUCAGUGGCACUCCAUCUAUUCAUAGCCUCGAAGAAUAUACGAACACCUCAACUAGGUGGGAUAAUGUAUGGCAAAGAAGUUCUAAACAGCAACAACAACAACAACAACAACAACAACAAUCAAAUGAACAAACACAUUUGUUUGGCACACAGCCUACUACUACAUUUAAUUUACAGUUUCCUCCUCCCGUAACUCGUCAACGUCGUUCAAAUAGUUUGACUCCUCCUGUUGCACCACCACAUCAUCUUGAAGUCGUUGAUCGUAGUAACAAUGCAAAUAAUUCCACAAGACACAAACCACGCAGUUUUAGUAUCUCCGGAGAUCAUACCAGCAAUCUAAUAGGUUUAGGUCCUCUUAGUCCACAGAGUUCUUGCGCAAGUAGUGGUAGUGAGGGUCGUUUAGAUGAAGCUUCGAAUCGUACAUUGGCAAGUGGAAUGAAAGAUGUACCAUCAUGGCUUAAGACAUUACGCCUUCACAAAUAUAGCUACUUGUUUGUUACCCUAAGUUACGAAGAAAUGUUACAAUUAACCGAAGAACAAUUAGCCGAGCAAGGUGUAACAAAAGGAGCCAGGCAUAAGUUAGCUCUUUCAAUUGCUAAAUUGCAACAACGUUACACGACUCUUGUUAACUUAGAAAAAGAUCUGUUACAACCAACUCGUGAUGGUACACAAGGAACUUCAUUUUCACAAGGGCCAAUACUGCUUGUCAAUACUCUUGAUGAAUUGAAGACAAUAUUAGCUACACCUUUAAAACCAAGUCAGGAAAGUGAUCCUCAGGAUAUACCUGCGCAGUUUACGAAAGUCCUUGGAAAACUUUGUAGCAGACUUGCACUGGAUAGUGUAGACGAUGGAAUUUUAUGUGCAUGCAUUAAUAUAUUAGAAAAAGUAUUGCAACAUGACUGCUUUACUCCAAAUCAAAAGGAGAAGGUACAACAAUGGCGUAGCAGACUUGGCAAUCCACGACCCACACCAAAAUGGCAAUAUAAUUAUGGAUAUAAUAAUCGAAGAUUCUGUAAUCUUCAACAACACAAUAGAAAACCGAGUUUAAAUUUGAGUCAUAUUCACAAUACUCAUUCACAUAACAAUUCUUUUACCAUCAGCCCACAUAGAAAUAGUAUAUCUACACCGUACAUACAAAAUAAUCAGAUCCAAACUAUGAAUCAGAAUAACUUACGUCCAGUACAUACGGCUGAGAAAAGACCUAGCUUACAGGAGAAUAGUUUGGAGCAACUUCAAAGAACGUUGCAACGAACAUACAGUGCACCAAGAGAUCAUUUUCUUGGCCAAGGAGGUGGUGGUGGCGGAGGAGGAGGAGGUGGUGGUAGUGGACCGGAAACAACAGAACCGGAAAUAAAUUCAAGCCUUGAAUCUCUCUGCUUGAGAAUGACCGAACAAGCGAUUGGUGGUUUUGGUGAAGUCUAAAAGAACAUUUCUCCUCCGUGGCCAUAUUAAUGGACGUAUCGUAAGUUCCGUUUAAAAACGAAAAAAAAAACAAACAAACAAACAAAAAAACCAGAAAACAAAACAAAGAUCACACACUAAUACUUGUCCAAAUAAUCAAGCAUUGCCAAAAGUGGGUAAGAAAAGGGAGGGGGUGGGGAUAAAUGGGUAAGAAAAGAAAAAAUAUAUGCGGUGAAUAUUGAAAUCAAUGAAAAUGAUGGAGAUGCGAAUGAAAUUGAAAUUGGUCGGUGAUCAUAAACGACAUAUAUAUAUAUAUAUAUAUAUAUAUAUAUAUGUAUAUAUAUAUGUAUAUAUAAUACAUAUAUAUAUAUAUGUAUAUGUAUAUAUAUAUAUAUAUAUGUAUUCGCAUAUUUUAUUGCGAUAAGAAUAUAAAUAUAAUAUUACACUCUCACGCUUUAAUAACACUACCAAAUGAAGAUGAAGAAGAAGAAGAAGAAGAAAGAAAGAAAAAAAAAAGUAAAUGUUCGACAAUUGAAAUGAUUGCGUAAAAAGAAAAGAUGAGAUCAUAAGUAUGUGGACGACGUGAUCAUAAAUGACUCAAAUAUAUAUAUAUGUGAAUCAUAUUUUUUAUUAUAUCCGAUGCAAUUCUACUGUUAUAUGAAACUGACAGAAUUUGGCGAGCCAAAUGCUAUUAGAAAGAUAGAUUCUUUCCUUGACUUAGCUGCAUCUAUAGAAAAAAAAAAAAAGAAAAAAAAAAUUAUAUGAAUAAAAUAUAUAUAAAUAUAUGUAUAUGUAUACACACAA
Molecule: messenger RNA, 3182 nt
Organism: Vespa velutina
Lineage: Eukaryota; Metazoa; Arthropoda; Insecta; Hymenoptera; Vespidae
Gene: smg
Product: protein Smaug homolog 1
Exons: 9
Coding region: 501-2399 (632 amino acids)
Biological process (GO): regulation of DNA-templated transcription; regulation of mRNA stability; negative regulation of translation
Cellular component (GO): P-body
Molecular function (GO): mRNA binding; protein binding; translation repressor activity
Source: RefSeq, a predicted model, not a curated record